This is a messenger RNA of Pectinophora gossypiella (pink bollworm), 6329 nucleotides long. RefSeq lists its product as uncharacterized. Gene Ontology annotation, molecular function: protein binding. NCBI's taxonomy places the organism in Eukaryota, Metazoa, Arthropoda, Insecta, Lepidoptera, Gelechiidae. The transcript is spliced from 5 exons. The record is from RefSeq and is a predicted model, not a curated record. Bases 221 to 4831 code for a protein of 1536 amino acids.
UGAACUCCAUCCGCGCGCGCGCCACAGUCAACCGCGCUGGCUGACGCGGCGCACGUCUCUGUCGCGCCAUUUUGAAAAAAAAAGUUAUUUACCAAAAACGUCAUCGCAUUCCAAAUUCAACAUUCAAAUACCGCGGAAUGUGAUCGGUGUCGUGACGUUUUAAAUGUGCCAUAAAUAGUGAUGUUACAAUAAAAAGUUUUGUUUUUUGUAAAUAAUAAAAAUGGGUGUUUUAUUGCUGUUUUUUGUGACCGUUCUGGUGGAAUGUGUUGUGGGGCAAGAGGCUGCGGAGUGUUUCGGGGCUGGCAGCGUGGCGGGAGCCGCGAUAGGUGCUUUCAUUGCCGCACUCCUGUUGGUCGCAGCCGCUUAUUACCUCAGGAAAUUGUAUUGGAAAUCGCGGAAAGGCAAGCACCUAGUCUUCUCCACGGACCCGGAGUCAGUGAAGGACGAGUUCGCGUUCGACAACCCCGGGUUCCGUCAGGAUGAGCGCACCGCGUGGUCACACGACGCGCCCACGCUGCCCCUGGGCGGCAAGGCUAGCGUCCUACAAGCCGAGUUCACCAAGCCUGAUCACAGCAAGGAUGACUCGCAUUUACAGCGCGCGCGAACACGCCGCGUGAAGCUAUGGGCACGCGACUUCACCGGUCUCGGCCUGCGUUGCGGCGGGGGCGCGCGGGAGGGUGUGCACAUACACUCUGUGCUCAAGAACGGACCCGCGGCCGCGGCUAAACUACAGCCUGGCGACAAAAUAAAGAGCAUCAAGAUAGAGUUCUCCGGGACGCCGCUAGAGGACGCCGUGUCCAUCUUGUCCCUGGCGUCGCCAUAUCCGGUGGAGUUGGAGGUGGUGGAGGGACAGAGAAGCUCUGGGAAUGGCACCCCGCUGCGGCAUCCGCUGCUUAGACGCGCUGGAUCUACAGGCGACGUAAGCACGCUUGAAAAAGAGGGACGGCUGCUGCAUCCACCAAAGUCACCUAACGCAUCACACUCCAAUAAUUCCACAUUGGAAACCAAACACGGUAAAGGAGGCAUCAAAAAGAUCAUCACAGAGAAGAUAAUCACAACCACAACUCUUGAAAGGAAUAAGAAAGAGAAGAAAGACGGGCAACCCACCACGUUAGAAAGAGAAAACGAAAAGAACAAGCUUGCACACAAACCGAGGCAUUCAGAUGUCCCACCUUCAUUAAAUAAACCUGAAAGAACAAAAGCAAGGCAUUCAACAGGCAGUGAUGUCCAGAUUAUUCAGCCAGAGAAUGGUAUAGCUUAUAAUGUUGAACAUGCUGAGGUACAGAAAAAAGACUACGACCCAAAGAGAGGCAUGAAGUUCGGUAUUCGGGUACUUCCUCCAAACGUACCCGAUGAUGGUGUCUUGAAACAAAAGAACAUUGAAAAUGGAGUAGUGGCUACAGAUAAGAAAACAGUUGAUGAAACUGACAAGCCUGAGCCGCAACGUCCUGCUCCGACUGCACAAGUCAGACAUGAAACCGAGACGGAGAAAAAACCAGUCGUUGCUAAAAGGAGGGAGAAGAUGGCACCACCUAUACCCAAUGCUAGAGUCAAAACAAACGAAUCUGAUCUAUCAGUCAGUCAUAAUACGUCAAGAACCUCAGAACCUUCCCUCACGACUUUCGCUAGGGAUGAUCUUAACUCCAGUGGGAUAAAAAGGGAUGAAAAUGGUAUACCUCAGGAGAUACCGCAGCAUAUGCUUGAUGCAGCGAAAGCCGCUAGAGUGAACAGAAAGAGUUCUGAGCUAUCCUUUGACAAAGAAAAGACAGAAAUCCAUCACAAGAAGGAUGAAGCUCCUAAGCCGACUAAAAAAUCGAAAGGCAAAGCGCCAUCCCCUCCAGAACGAGAAAAGAAUAAAACUGAUGAUAGUAUUAUAGAACAGAUGAAGAAUAUACACGAUUUCUUGAAAAAUGAAAAACAACAUUCAAGUUCACUACAUGACACUUCCGCUGCGUCUGACAACAAGUCUUCCACGACGUCAACAACAACGACUGUGUCAUCAUUCAAUACCUCAACUCCAAAGGUCAACAAAAUCAAAAGUAGCUCUCGCAUUGAAGACUCGAUGAAUUUCACUCAAGACGACAUUGACGAUAUUGUUUCCAAGCCUUUCAGAAAAGAGAGUGAUUCUUUAAACAACUAUUUUGAAGAUUCAAAGUCCAACUUAUCUUCCAACCAAGAUGUGCAUUCAGUUGUAUCGCUGAACAACAGUGAGAGAAGUGACAAGGGGUCAACGACUAUAGAACUCAAUAACAGUGAUAUUACCAUUCACAGUUCUCCUCUCAAUGAUACAGCACGCUCUGCGUCCGUUGAUACAUCAAUUUUGGAUGAAAACGAGCGAAAAGCUGCUUCUUUAGGCGAUCUUUCUAGAUUUGAACUUCGGGCUAAGACUAGCAAACCAUCUACUGGUACUCUAGAAAGGGCACAAAGUCUCGAUAUAUCCGCAGACGAUGCUGAAAUUAAAGAAAGCACUUUGUCGCCUAAGAAACGCAAGGCUAUGUCUGUCGUCGAGACAACAUUUUUCGAUUCGGGUUCCGAAGAUGUUCUGCCCGACAUGAUAGAUGCUGAUAAAGGAGUUGUUAUUAAAAACAAAGAGCCAAGACUUAGUUUAAAUAUCGCAAAGACUUCUGCAAUUGAAGGUCUUAACACAUUCCAGAGAAAUCGUCUAAAGAAAGGUUCCGAGUUUGGUAAUUUAGAAGAUGCUAUCGUUAAAGGAUCUAGUAGUUCCAUAGAUUCAGAAAAAGUUGAACCACAAGAAAUAUUAAUCAGCAAGAAAUCAGACAAAGAAUUAGAUACACAUAAAGAAGAUGAAUCACAUGAGACUUCAGAUCAUUUGGCUAGAAGAAUAAUGGAUGAAAAUAUGAAAGUUCAUUUGAAACUCGUGUCUGAAUUCGCCAAGUCAACAUCUGAUGAUAGUAACAUGAGUUCUUUGGAUAACACGCAAGAACUCCCAUCCGGCUCUGUCACUGAAACGUCACCUUUAAAAUACGAAGAAAAACUAAGUAUGACAUAUGACACGAACAUUCCGGAUGAUCUAAAAGUGUCUCGAAAUACCUACGUAAACAGUUUGGAGAGGCCGAAGUCAGAUAUGAUGAAAAAGCUUCUAGCCAAGAAUCCAAUCUUGAAUGUACAUAUCGAUCAAAAUGCACAAAAAAGCGACGCUACAACUAGUAAGGACCCACAACCGUUGACAGAUUCCUUCAAGUCUUCCAUGCACCAGCCGGAUAUUGUCAACUUCGAUUUAAAGUCCAGUGAACCUAAACCAAGAGAUUACGAUGAUUACGUAAGUAACAUCAGAAUAGGUUCAAACAAUAACAGUUUGAAGCACAACAAAAAACCUACCCUUGAGACGUUUUCCACUGAGUGGUCGGAACCAAAAGACACUCAUAGUAGCAGUCAUCGCGAUAACAUCGUGACAAUAUCUACUAAUGAGAAAAAACAGCCUUCUGAUGAACAAAAAAGAUCGUACACAAAAUCUAUUGAAAUCGGUGAACCUACAAUGAGGCUGGUUCCGGAUGUAAUCGAAGGCAUUAGAAGAAGAGGUGAAGAGAGAGAAGGAAGAACUUUAUAUAUGGAACCGGGAAAUGUGUCUUUAACCAUGACACAAGAACCAAUUCAAAAGACAGUGACAGUAAACGUUGCGGAAGAUGAAUUUGGUAAUAAAGUAAUUACACAGAACGUUGAAAAGGUUUCUACCAAAUACAUCACAGCUAAAUCCGAAGCUCCUUUGCAAGUAGAGCAAAUAAGUUUCGGCAUUAUGAAAAGUUCUGGAGAUAUAAACGAAGUGGACUUAGAAGAAGGUAAUGUAAAGGACAUCGAUAAGAAAAUUCUAGAAGAAAUCAAGAGACAGAACCCGAACAUGCAUUUUACAACUGAAGAGCCAUCGUACACUAGAACCGAAACUAUAAUAUUAAAUACACAGCUAGGUGAAGAAGAAGCAAAACUUUUAAUGGAGAGACUACAAAAUGACCCUAGUUUCAUGGCCGAAAAAACACCUGAAGAGCUGUCCCAGAUGGGCAUUAGAAUCAUACAUGACUUGGAAGAUGUACAACAUAAGAGUCAAGAUGCAGCAGAAGUUGUUAAAACAAGAUAUACGAUUAAUCCAAUGGUGAUAUCGGACGCAAAAAAGUGUUCCAGAGAUGCUUCGAAAGAUUCUGAAGCUCAAAACGAUCACAUAACAGAAAUACAAGUGGUAACGCCGCGUACAGAGAAGAUGACCAAACAAAAAUCAGAUUUGACUAAAGAUAAGAUUUCUAGCAGACAACGAGCCCCUCCUUACGAAGAGCCUCCUUUAUCCUACGAAUUAGACAUGGAAUUAUUAAACGAUUUCAUUUCAAACGAGCGACACCACUCAGCGAAACAAAUAAUCGACGCUAAGAAACGAACGAAUUCGAACCAAUUCGUCGAACCAAAGAAACGCCAUUCUGACUUUGAUUUGCCGAGGAAUAGUCAUAUCAAGUUCCGUACAGCGACUUAUGAGUCUCCGAAGGGGACGAUAGUGACAAGCACAGAUCUUGAGAACAGAAGAUUGUCACAGUUGGAUCAGAUGCAGUUGCGAGGGCCAGGCGAGCAGAGCCUGCCGGGUCAAAAGCCGGCAUUGUUGGCGAAACCUAGUAGCAUACCGGUCAAGACAGGCGAGAAGAACAAACCAGUAGCGGUGGGAGUUUCUUCCAAGAUUCCGAUAUUCAGCAAGUCGCAAAGUCAAGAGAACUUAACGGAAAAGACAUUUGCUCUUCCCCGCUCACCCCCGCCUUCCCUAAGCAGUAGCACAAGCAAUAUCUCUGUGACGUCUAUCAAGAGCAGUUCACGAAGUCCAAGCGGUGGUAGGUUGUAAAAUAAAGUUAAUGCAUAAUUUGGGAAACUAAUUUUAUGUAAUCCGGUUCAAAUGAAAAACAUGUGAAGAAAAAUGCGUGAAGCAUUUCAAACUCUAAGUCUUGAAAAGUGGCCUUAUAUUAUGUUCGAGAAGUAAGUAUUAUACUUAAGGGUGUUUUCAAAUGUGUAGAUGGGAAUUUGGUAGCCAGUUUGAAAAAGUGUAUGUAUAGUUCCAACCACUUUGAUGCUGCAUUAGUAGGUGCUGAACGCAUCUUUAUAUCUUUGACAUACAAUACCCAAUUCUUCAUCGAUAAAGAAGACACCUAUUUGGUUAAGUAUAUUUACUGAAGUUUGAUAAAAAACCUAUCAUCUAUUUUAGAUAUAUUUGAUAUUUUACGUAAUACAAAACAUGUUACAAAUAAUUCUUAGAUUUCACUUUAAUCUAUCGAAAAAUGUGCCUUGUACUUUAAAAUUACUGAAUAUUAUUGUCUUAUAUUAUAUUUGUAUGUACUUAAUAAUAAAUAGAUUGUGUUAUGGGGUUGUGAAAAUUACUAGAUGUAUUCAGCGAAUCAUGUAGAUUUAAUAUUUUAAAUUUUACAAAUUUUGCCACAAUUAUCAUUGGGCAGCUAACAAUUUAAUGUUACUUAAACACUUAGGUAUUUUCUUAAAAUUAGUGGGAUUGUAGUACAUAGUCUACUACGCAUAUCUACAGCUAAGUACUUAGUCGAAACUGAACAUUGCAGUGACAUUUAUUCGACUUUUGAACAGCCUUUGACAACCUCACCUUAAAAUGUUGAAAGCAGAUACAGAUUCUUACAAAUCUUACGCGCUACCAGAAUUUUCAGUCUUAUACUAUGUGGUUUUUGACAUAACGCGGCAUUAUUUUUUUUUUCGAAAUAAAUAAAACGAAAAUCAACCUAGUUGUGUAAUACUGAUUGUAAUUCCUUGUUAAAAUUCUAACAACGCGUGCGAUUAAAAAACAUCCUGAUUUGCUUCCGUUUGAUGUACUUAUUUAAUAUGAGAUUAAAAAGAAGUAUUUACCUUACACAUUCCGUCCUAAAAGUAUUAGCAUAAAAUAAAAAUACAUGAAUAAAAUAAAAUUAUCAAUAAUUUUACAAGUAAUAAUUAAGUGUAUAUUGAUAUAUUAUAAAAAUGUUUUUCUGGGCCAUUUAUUUGUUAGCUUGUAGAAUAGUAGUUCAUAAAUGUUAUAUUUAUUAACGAAUUUUACAACAAGAUACCUUGAUGCAAUAAGUUUUGCGAAAUUUAUGAAAAAACAUAAAAACAGGGAUGAUAAUCACAUUCCAUUAUUAUUAUUAUUAUUAAAAUGUGCCUAAAAUGUUACUUUUAGACAAAAAGGUAUAUAAAUAGAAUUAAAUAAAAGAUAAUAAAUAGAUACCUAUCACACAAGUGUUUUUCUUUAAAUAAAAAUGUUCAAUGUAAUGUUUUAAGGAAUAACUAACAAGUUAUCACACUUAUACAAAUAUUAUGUAUUAUAAAAUAAAUAAUUUCCAAUGUUAAAA